ACCUUCUCUUGAAUAAACAGAAUAAUAUCCAAAUGAUGGUUAAAUAGUUUAAGUCUUUUAACGAUGACAUUGAAGAUGAAUAAACAGAUAAACCUUAUUCAUAUGAAUUAGGUUAAGAAGAAAUUCCGAAAUUUGAUGAAUGUAUAAAAGGAAUGUAAAAAGGUGAAAAAACUGAAUUUAUAGUAUAAAAUAAAGAAAACAAUUUGCAAAAAUAUCAAAUAUAACUACUUGAUUUUUACGAUAGAAUUAAAACAAAAUUCGAAUUUACGAACGAAGAAAGAAUAGAGCUUUCAAAAAAAUACAAAAUCUAAGGAAACGAAUAAUUUAAAUUAAAAAAUUAUGAAGAGGCUGAUAUUUUAUAUGACUAAGCUAUAGAUUAUAUUGAAGAUGCAAUAUAAAAAUAAUAAGAAAAUGAAAUAAAAGCAGCAUGUUAUUUAAAUAAAGCAGCAAUAGCAUAUUAACUUUAAGAAUGGGAAAAAGUAAUAUAAUACUGUAAUUUUGUGAUUAAAAAUAGCAAAGAAAAUCCUAAAGCUUAUUACAGGAAAGGAAUGGCAGAAAUGAACUUAAAUAAAUUAGAAGAAGCUUAAGAAAGUUUACAUAAAGCAAAAUAAAUACAAGAAAAUGAAGAAAUAAAAAAAUCUAUAGAAGAUCUAAAUAAAAGAAUUAAAAAUGAAGAAUAAAAAGAGAAAAAAUUUUGCAAAUAAUUAUUUUAAAAUAAAAAAGAAAAAUAUAUUUCUUCCAAUAUUAAAGAAA
Molecule: messenger RNA, 753 nt
Organism: Ichthyophthirius multifiliis
Lineage: Eukaryota; Ciliophora; Oligohymenophorea; Hymenostomatida
Exons: 3
Source: RefSeq, a predicted model, not a curated record